This is a messenger RNA of Clunio marinus, 183 nucleotides long. The record is from the annotation of a GenBank genome assembly. NCBI's taxonomy places the organism in Eukaryota, Metazoa, Arthropoda, Insecta, Diptera, Chironomidae.
AUGUCCGGACAGAUCAAAUUAAGCUCGGUCUCAUAUGCAUAUCGUAUUAGUAAGGAGAGCGACAGGAAGAAUCUUCUCAUAUUUUCAGCAAGAAGAAAAGCUACGGGAGAUUCAAAAACUAUGACAAACAAAACAAAGGAUUUGUUCAUAGCAAAUGUUGUGAUUUUCAUUUUGGUCAGUUGA